AUGUCAUUACACGAAGAACGCAGGCCUAUCAUCGUCGGCUGCUCGAUGGUCAUCGUGGCGGGAUUCCUCGUCGUCGUCGUCGUCGUCCUCGUGCUCACGUCGCCGGAAAAGAAAGGCCCAGUCGCCUGCGAAUCCGCCGCUUGCGUCGAACUCGACGGACUGCUCAAAGCCAGCAUUAACGCGAGUGUGAAUCCGUGUGUUAACUUUUACAAGCACGUCUGCGGUUCGUCUUUCGCGAACGGCCAUACAUCGGUAUACCGCCAGCUCGUGGAGAGAUUUGGCCGCGCCCUGAUUUCCUUCACCAACGACGACGUCGCGGUGUCCGCCGUCGGUCAGACUCCCGUCCAGAAGGUGGCCCUGUUUCUCCGCACCUGCCUGCUGACCAUCGCUUACGACAAACAGAGUGAGGUGGCCGAGUUUAGGCGGAAGCUUACGGAGAUAGGUGUCGUGUGGCCCAGCUUUUCCCAAGCGCCCAACGUCAUAGGCACGGCGGCCAAGGUGUACGCAACGUUCCAAGUAGCUCCUCUGCUUGAGAUCAAGAGGAGCCGCGUCGGCGAAGAAGGCGGUCCGUACGCAAGCGUUGGGCCUGACACAACGAUAUCCUCUUGGAAAGAAAAGAGAGACGGGAUGCGGCUCUCCGGAACUUACGAAGUGUUCUACGCAGACACCGUCGCUAUGUACACAGGACAGAAGAGCAUGCCGAGUAGCUCGGAGUUCAAGAAGUUUGAGGACGUGGAGAGCGUAGUGCUGGAGAAGCUUGUUCGCUCACGAAGUGGCCGCCCUGACUACGUGCACCGUCUGCUCACUGUGAACGAACUCGAGCUUUUCACGCCGAAGGUGAAACCCGGAGUGUGGCAGACCCUGGUCACCGGCGACCUUGGACUUUCAACGUCGGCAGAGGUUAGAGUUCGCGAUCCAGAGUACCUGAAGCGGCUCGACGACAUCUUCGGAGAAGUGGAAGAGCGAGAUCUGCACUUCUACCUCGACUGGUACGUAUUGCAAGCCAUGGGUCGGUUCAUGAGCGCGUCUCUGUCGAAGCUGUGGUACGCCGAGUCUUGGGCGACGCGGGACCCGACGGUGAGCGGCGAACCGUCUUUCAGCACGCCCAGUGUGGCCGACUGUCUGCAAUUGACGGAGUCCCUGCUCGGCUGGUCACUGUUCCAGCACUUCGCGACGGUGAAAAUAGACCCGGCUGUUUUGCACAAGGUUAACGCUAUGGCAGACACGAUCAACACAGAACUCGCCAAGCGACUAGAAGCUGCGCCCUGGGUCACCCAAAAGGAUUUUUCGCACCUUGUCGAGGCAUUCGCGAUUAAGGCCGCCUCAAAAGACGUGCUGUAUCAUAGCUCGCUGUUUUCAGCACAGGGAAUUCUGGCCACGGCGAUGGCUAACGUGAGCGACAUGCACCCUUCGUCGUUCUUCAUCAACUGGGUAAACGCCGCCGCUACUACUGCCCGGCUUUCAAAAAGCACUUGGGACCAGGUGUCAACUAGCUACAUCGCGGCCAUCAGGAACAACGACCACUUCGUCGCCUUUGACUCGGCCAGCCAGUCCGUACGACUGCCUCCUUACUUCGCCAUGGUUCCCGUGUUCCACCCGGACCUCACAGACAGCGCCAACUACGGGGCCCUGGGCACGAUUCUGGGAACCGGGUCCGUUCACUUGCUCGUGUCUAUGCUGUCGCGCAAGGAGUCUCCGCUGCUCGCCGAAGCUGCCAAAAGACUGGACUGCUACGCCGAACAAGCGGCUUCGGAAAACGUGACGUUGCCCCGCGAACGCCUCUACCUCGCCGCCUCGCUGCCUCUUGUUUGGGAGGCGUACCAGAAUCGCAGGCUUCUCGGCGUUGGCGAUCACAGAAAGCUGAAGGACUUCUCGAGCGAGAAGUCCUUCUUCGUGACCACGUGCUAUUCGCUGUGCGACGGCCGGGACGCGCCGGACGCUGCCGAGUUCGCCUGCAACGCAGCCGUCAAGAACAUCAAGGCAUUCGGUGUCGCCUACAGCUGCAAAAAGGAGUCGCCCAUGCACCCGAGGCAGAGGUGCCAGCUGUUCAACUAG
Molecule: messenger RNA, 2055 nt
Organism: Rhipicephalus sanguineus (brown dog tick)
Lineage: Eukaryota; Metazoa; Arthropoda; Arachnida; Ixodida; Ixodidae
Product: endothelin-converting enzyme-like 1
Exons: 2
Coding region: 1-2055 (684 amino acids)
Biological process (GO): protein processing
Cellular component (GO): plasma membrane
Molecular function (GO): metalloendopeptidase activity
Source: RefSeq, a predicted model, not a curated record